AUGGACGACUUCCAGGUGUUGGAGCUAAUCGGCCGCGGGUCGUUUGGCUGUGUGCGCAAGGUGAGACGCAGAAGCGACGGCAAGGUGUUUGUUCGCAAGGAGAUCUCGUAUGGGGCCAUGAACAACAAGGAGAAGCACCAGCUAAGCACCGAGUUUCGCAUCCUCCGAGAGCUCAGACACCCCAACAUUGUGCAGUACUUGCACCACGACCACGUCCAGAACGAGCAUCAGGUGCAUCUGUACAUGGAGUACUGCGACGGGGGCGACUUAUCGGUGCUGAUUAAAAAGUACAAGGACAGAAACGAGUUUGUUCCAGAGUCUCUGAUUUGGCAGAUCUUCACCCAGGUGCUGAACGCGUUGUACAUGUGUCACUACGGCACGGCGAUCGAGCCCGUUCAGAACCUGUUCCAAUCGUCGCCGGAGCUGGAACCGAAACCAAUGGACCACCAGGUGAUUAUCCACCGUGAUAUCAAGCCAGACAACAUUUUCCUGCUUUCUGACGGGUAUUCGAUCAAGCUGGGCGAUUUCGGGCUUGCCAAGUGGCUGCAGCACGAAAACGAGUUCGCCAAGACGUACGUGGGCACGCCGUACUACAUGUCGCCGGAGGUGCUCAUGGACAGGCCGUACGACCCGGUGUGCGAUGUUUGGUCGCUCGGGUGUGUGAUGUACGAGCUGUGCUCGCUGCAGCCGCCGUUCCAGGCGAAAACGCACCUGGCGUUGCAGGAGAAGAUCAAGGCCGGCAACUUCGAGCCGAUCCCAGACCACUACUCGCACCGGCUCCAAAUGGUGAUCAAUGCGUGUUUAAUCGUGGACCCUGACGAAAGAGCCACGGUCAACCAGCUGCUACAGGACGCGUCGUUCAAGCUGUUCCGCAAGGAGUGGGAGAUGACCCAAUGGGACAAGAAACUCAAGGAACGUGAGGCAGACAUCGCGCUCAAGGAACGCAAGCUCGUCAAGUUCGAGGACGCUUUGAACGACGAGUGCAAGCAAAUGAACCUCAAGUUCGAGGAGAUUAGAAACGGCUACAAGAAUGAAUUCAACUACAUGCUCGGGCUCCAGAUGAACAAGGUGCUGACAGAGCUAUUUGGCAACCAAAUACCGCCAAACAUCAAGCAGCAGCUCUCCAGCAGAGUCGGCAAAGAAAACUUCCAACAACCUGCAUUCCAAAACCACAAGCUCAAGGGGCCCCGGGAACUGUACGACAGAGCCCAGAAAAGACGUUGA
Molecule: messenger RNA, 1224 nt
Organism: Ogataea philodendri
Lineage: Eukaryota; Fungi; Ascomycota; Pichiomycetes; Pichiales; Pichiaceae
Exons: 1
Coding region: 1-1224 (407 amino acids)
Biological process (GO): chromosome segregation; protein phosphorylation
Cellular component (GO): centrosome; cytoplasm; nucleus
Molecular function (GO): protein kinase activity; ATP binding
Source: RefSeq, a predicted model, not a curated record